UGAUUUUUCUUUUUGCAGGGGAUUUAGAAUCUCUAAUUAAUUUAACGUCUUGAAAGGCGUUCAGCGCAAAUGCUGGGGAAGGGCAGUGGGGCAGAGCAGGGGCUGCAGUGGGAGCCGCGGCGUGGGCCCGUCCUGCCCUCGACCGACGGUUCCUCCCGACGGCAGGGUGCGGGGGGUUUGGUGGGAUUUCUGGAGCCUCCCUGGGGGCGGGUGCAGCCCUUCUUCCCCAUCCCCUCCCCGGCGGCUCUAACCCCCCCUUGCCCUCCCUCUGCCUCCCUUCCCACCCUCUUCUCCAGCUGCGCCCGCAGAUGGGGUUCCCCGCCAGCCCCAGGGGCCUCCUGAGUUAUUUCCUGACUCUCCACUUGCUCCGCCUGGGAUCAGCUGAGUUCAGAGUGGUGGGACCAGACCGACCUCUCCUUGCCACCGUGGGGCAGGACGUCGUGCUGCCGUGUCACUUGUCCCCACGCGCGGACGCUCGGAGCUGGGAGAUCUGGUGGAUCCGGCACCAGUUCUCGGAAACGGUGCAUCUCUACCGAAAGGGAGAGGACCUGGAUUGGGCACAGAUGAGGGAAUACGCUGGAAGGACAGAGUUGGUCAGAGAUGGUCUCUCCGGUGGGACCCUGGACUUGCGACUCGCUGGGGUGAGACCCUCUGAUGAUGGCCAGUACGUCUGCACUGUGAGAGAUGCUGCCUCUUAUGGAGAAGCUACAGUGGAGCUGGAGGUGGCAGCCAUGGGCUCCGUCCCUCUCCUCUCUCUGGAGGCUCACCAGGACGGAGGCAUCCGGGUGGUGUGUGGAUCGGCCGGCUGGUACCCACAACCGCAGGUGCUGUGGAAGGCUGCCAACGGGCAGCGUCUGCCCUCGGUCUCCCGGAGACGUUCCUCUGACGAGAGGGGCCUGUUUGAGAUCCAAGAUGUCGUUGUGGUGAGCGGGAAGGGCGAUGGGAACUUGUCGUGCGUGGUGAGGAACAGCCGCCUGGAGCAGGAGCAGGCGUCGUCCCUGCACAUCUCAGCUCCCUUUUUCCACAACGCCCGUCACUGGAUGGCAGCUCUGGGUGUCUUCCUCAUGCUUUCAGUGGCGUCAUUUGGCGUCAUCGCUUAUCUCUGGCGAAGGAAAGUGGGGCUGUCCAGAGCGCUGGGGAAUCGAGAUGCAGAACUAGAGGAACAAGCUGCACGGUUGGACGUGGUGACCCUGGAUGCGAACACGGCUCAUUCCCAACUCGUCCUGUCGGACGAUCGGAGCCGCGUGAAGUGGCAAAGCGAAGAGCGGGACCUGCCCGACAUCCCGGAGAGAUUUAUGUAUUUGUCCUGCGUUUUAGGCCGGGAGGGGUUCCGGGAGGGGAGACACUGCUGGGAGGUGGAGGUGGAGGGGGAGUCCCCGCUCCCCAGCAGGAUCUGGGUCUGUCUGGACUGCGCCCGGGGGCUGGUGACUUUCCUCCAUGCCGACACCGGCGUCGAGAUCUUCACGUUCCCACCAGCCUCGUUCAAAGGGGAGACCCUGCGCCCCUGCUUUUGGCCCAGCGGGAGCGCGGCCGGGAGAAGGCGCCCAAAAGGGAUAUUCCGCCCCACGGGCAUCCCGUUGAGGAUAGAAACGGGGGGUCGCUGCCGGGGGUGGCGUAGGGGGCCGGGACCCGCCGUCGACGCUGGGGACGGGCCGGGCAACCAGCGCUCGGGUGGGGAGGGCAACUCGGCAUCGGGUCGCUUUAUCCCGUACAUUAUUUUACAAUAA
Messenger RNA from Chroicocephalus ridibundus (black-headed gull), 1727 nucleotides. RefSeq names its product butyrophilin subfamily 3 member A2-like. The record is from RefSeq and is a predicted model, not a curated record. Gene Ontology annotation, molecular function: signaling receptor binding. Lineage: Eukaryota; Metazoa; Chordata; Aves; Charadriiformes; Laridae. Gene Ontology annotation, cellular component: external side of plasma membrane. The transcript is spliced from 10 exons. Gene Ontology annotation, biological process: regulation of cytokine production; T cell receptor signaling pathway. Bases 309 to 1727 code for a protein of 472 amino acids.